AAACUAUUCUGAUUAAAAGCAAGAUGUAAAUUAAUAAUGAUUGACUCGAUUGCAUAUACCUGCAAUACAACAACGUUUUUCAAAUGUUAUUGGUAAUUUUAAUAUGUCGAACGUUAAUAUUCGGAACAUUAAAUUUUCAAGUGUAUAUAUAUAACAUUAAAAUUACCAAUGACAUUUGAAAAACGUUGUUGUAUUGCAGAUAUAUGCAAUCGAGUCAAUCAUUAUUAAUUUACAUCCUGCUUUUAAUCAGAACAGUUCACAAUAGUUUAUAAUUAUUAUAUAUAUAUAAUUAUAACGUCUAACGUUUUAGCUUUAAUUAAAUAAUGAAAACAUUAUAUCAUUGACAAGUUUAAUAUUACUCACUAAUUAUACUAAUUGAUAACUUUUAUUAAGUUUCCUUUAUUCUUGCAAGAAUUUAUUUUUUGCAUUAUCUAAACAAUAAUUUUGUAAUCAUUAAAAAAAAAAUCAAAUCUUAACAAAUUUUGAAAUUAAGAAAUUGUAUUUAUGAAACAUUUUUCUAGAUAGCGAUUAAUUCUUGACUGGUAGAUAUAUUUGAUAAGUGUUUUUACGACACUUAUAUUACGACAUUUUCAGUUAUUCUUGCAGGCGUAAAGUAACCCUCGUAAAUAAGGUCUUAUAUUGUUACCUUUCUUCUUUAUUGUUGACGAUUCUUGUGGGGUCGGCAGCCGAUUCUUACGUGCCUUCUUGCGCAAGAACGAGACGCGCCGCCGGUAAAAGUAUCUUCCGAAGGGGCAGGCAUCAAACCCCCUACUGCCGGAAUCGUCGCCGGCAUUGCGCUCGCGCAGGGUUGAGCGCGCGUGUCCGUGUUCAUCGUGCGGUAUAUACGCGAUGUGGAGCAGUAGCACCGGCACCACCAUCAGCACCAGCCAGCAUUCAGCAGCAGUAGCCGCGGCGUGGCUGAAGGGGUUUCCCUGAUGCCGAUGUGUUAAGUUUGUCGUGGAGUGUCGUGUCCGAUCGUCGUCAGUCCGAUCGGUUCGCGUUAUCCUCGACGUGCCUGGUGCGGGGUGCUUCGGGUUUUACCGCGACGGGAAAAAAAAAAAAAAAGAAAGAACUGGCCCGACUCGACGUAGCGGCGAACUUUCCGAAGUCCUCGUCGAGUGGGCGCAUUGAGAUCGGGUUCUGUUUCUCAUACCCGGAGUUUCGCAGGUGCGCGAUUUUCGAUUCUUCUUUUUCCAAGGGAGGAUCCGACGUAGGAUCUUGUCGUAAGUUCGCGCGUGAUCAGCCGGGACAAGUUGCAGCACGAGUUCUUGCUUUCUUCGUUCUUGUUCUCUCGGAACGAUUGUCGCUCCGAGGGCAAAAAGAAGUUCGGGAUCGGUUCAUCGCUCGGGUAUGUUCUCGUGUUACAUGUCGAGCAAUGUGUAGAGGAAGAUUGGAGAACUUGAAACUGACGACGGCGAGGGUUGACGGGUCACGUGAUCUCAAAGUUUUCUUGACAGACAUUUGAUUCCGAAUUCAUAAUCUUGAUCAAUACGUUCGUAUCCAAUGUGCUAAUGUAUCAAUGAUUUUGCAGCUAUACCGUAAUUGAAAUUUCUCGCGAUUCUGGCGAUUGACCGUAAACGUAAACGGUGCUUAUUUGUUAGCCUUUGCGUUUAGUUUUAAUUAUUUUGAAAAUUCAUUAUUUUUUACGUUUAGUACAUUUUAUUGCGUUAUAAAAGCUUUUCUCUAUAAAAUUUAUGUAACGCAAGACACUAUUAUUUAAAUAUUAUUGUGACAUUUAUACUCGAGAACUAGAAUGGCCUUUAUCGUUGUUUUAGCAAUGUCAAAUCUUGGAUCUGAAUCGCUUUCAGAAUUACUCACGCAAUCGUGAGUAAUUUCAACGACCUAUCGAUUUACUGAAUAUCGUUCGCGUUUCCGUUUGAUUUAAUGUUACUAUCGUAAUGUCACCAUCCUCAGGCAGUUUUUCUACAUUAAUAAAUAACGGAGCGUACUUUAUGCUGUUACGUUAUCGCGUGAUAAUGACGCCUGAUGCGCGCAAUUCUUAUGCUAUAAAAGAAACUUGCGUUCUCUUUCUCGGCAUUGAUUAACGAUUCGACACCCGUUUGGCUCAAGCAUGAAUUCGUACGAAAUCCGGUGGCGUGCGGAUCGUUCGAUAGAUUUAUGACGUACAUUGACGAUCGUUUGCUCGGCGACCGCUUGUCCCGGAAGUAUAAUAUUUCCGAAUCGAUCGUACGUCGCCGAUCAGAAGCCACGAAUAAUCGUGUUGUCACCGGCGUGUACCGUACGCAUGAUUACGCCGAUAAAUCUUUGCCGCUCGGUGUAAAGUGCAGAAGCAGAAAUAUUCUCCUAUUCGGGAGAAGCGACAAAAUUUAAAUAUUUUCGACGGAUCCAAGAAUAUUAUUAAAUAUUAGGAUAUUGGUAAUGAUAGAGUUGAGAUAUUAUUUUUGAGAUAACUGUUAGAAUAAUUUGAUCAGUUGCGCAUAUUUUUUGUUUUUUUUAAAUUCCAGUUAGAUAAAAUACAGAUAGAUUCCGGACGGUAUCCGUCCGGAAGCUUUUCUUGUUGAUAUUAUUAAUGAUCGUAAAAGAGGCCUAAAGUAGUUAGAUUUAUUUUUUUAAUUGUAAAAGAAAAACAAUUGAAUUCUUAUUUCUAUUAGUUUACAAUAAACCAGAUUUUACACAAAAAAAGAUUUGAGAAAAUAUUUUAAAUUUAGAAAUGUUUCGUAUGUUUCUUUUUUUAAAGAUACAGAUACAUAUACAGAUUUUUCAAGUAAUGUAAAUGGAUUUAAGCUCUUUUUAUCAAGAACACUAAGAAAUCACGCGGCUGCACCGUUGAUGCUAUUGGCGCUAAUCACUCAUUCUGUCCGACGAAACCCGUCGCCGUCCGUAAACAUAAUUGAAAAAUACCAGAGGGCAAAAUAACGCACGGAGUGCUCCGGCACACCGAUCCAUUUUAGCACGGUGAAAACAACAACGGUUGACAACAACGGUGAUUUUCUACGCGAUUUUGUAAUUCGACGAGAGGAGACCGUCGCAUAAGUGCAGUGAAACAAAUGUUUCACGGACAUCCGGACAUCGCACUGGUAGCACCGUCGACCCAUCGAUAGUCGGAGGCGCGGUCAAAGGUGAUUCGAAGAUCGUCGACGAUAUGUCCCCGGGAAUCCACGGACUUCCGUGAAAAAAUUAGCUUCGGAACUUGAAGUGAAUAUUGACGGAAAAAUGGCGGACCGACAGAAAAGGAGUCGAUACCUGACCAUCAGUAUACUGCACAUUAUCACAAUAAUGUGCCAAGCGCUCUCCGAUCCGCCAAUAUUUGCCGAGCCGAUACCAAAUGUCACAGUGGCGCUGGGAAGGGAUGUCAGCCUACCCUGUGUCAUCGAAAAUCUCGGAAGUUACAAGGUGGCGUGGAUCCAUGUUGGCCGCCAAAUGCUGCUCACUAUUCACAAGCAUGUGGUCGUGAAAGUACCUAGGUUUUCCGUGUCACAUGACAAUCAGAAAACAUGGCUACUUCAUAUUAAUAGUGUGCAACAGGAUGACCGGGGUUAUUAUAUGUGCCAAGUAAAUACCAAUCCAAUGAUAAGCCAAGUAGGCUUUCUUCAAGUCGUUGUGCCACCGAAUAUAUUGGAUUCCCUCUCUACGGAGAGCACUGUGGCAGUACGAGAACAUCAGAAUAUUACUCUCACAUGCAAGGCUGAUGGAUAUCCGCCGCCGAAAUUAAUGUGGAAGCGAGAAGACGGCCAAGUAAUAAGCAUUAACAAACAUCACAAAGUGCCCCUGUAUGAUGGCGAGCAAUUAAACUUGACGAGGAUCACACGCGCUGAAAUGGGCGCUUACCUCUGCAUCGCGACCAAUGGUGUGCCGCCCACGGUCAGCAAGAGGAUCACCGUGGAUGUCGAAUUUUCCCCAAUGAUCUUCGUGCCGAAUCAGCUUGUCGGUGCGCCAACUGGCACCAACGUAACGAUCGACUGUCACACAGAAGCUUAUCCCCGUGCCAUGAGCUACUGGUUUCUGGGAGAUGAGAUGAUUCUCUCCAAUGAGAAGUACUCCACGAAUAUCAUGGAGAACAGCUACCGCGCGCACAUGAGACUCACCAUCAGAAACUUGACAGCGAGUGACUUCGGUAGCUACCGGUGCAUUAGCAAAAACUCGCUGGGCGAGACGGAGGGAUCCAUCAGAUUAUACCCUAUUCCGAAGCCAUCGGCGGCACCGAAGGCGACGGAGAUCAAGAGCAGCGCCAACAAUGAAGGACGACCGAGCACGCCACCGCCAGCAAAAAGGCUGACCACCGUGUGGCCCUCGUCGUACAACCCCUACUAUCCGAAAAGGACAGAGAGACCACCUCAGCCGAGUGAGGAGAGGGUCGAGAGGCCCGAGCAGAAACUACGAGGUGGCGAAAGUACAGGAAGCGCAUACAUCAUCAGAUGGAGUGCGCCUCAGCUGAUGGUCGUGGCGGUGCAGUACAUUCUCACGGGGCCCUACAUGCCCCCCUACGUACCGCAGACAGCGAAUUAAGACGUCCGUCGCGCCGGAAAAGAACCACCGUCGCGUUCACCCCGUUCGCCCCCGAGGAGGAAGGGGGUCGUAACGGCGACGCGGCGGCGAGGAGAGGAGGAGCCGGGGGAAAACACACGAGCUGGUUCCUAAAAUAUAGUAUAUCGCCGCGUAUCUUUCGCGGGGAAGCGCGCUUUUUGCGGAAGCCGCGUCGAGCGCACGGAUUACGGAGCACUGAUGGAACACAGGAAAUGUGCUCGCGAAACGGGUAACUGGUUUACGACCGACAGACACGCUAAUCUACCCCGAUCUGAAAUGGAUUCCGAUUUUAUUUUAUGUACCGCUACCCGCCGAUCGAACGGUCGAUCGUCGCGAAUCGGAUUGAGAGAUUUUUCACAACGACAGCGAAGUAUUACGUCAUUUUAUUCUUAUUAAACGGCACUCUCCCGCCGAUGGUACGCUGAAAUACCUGGCUGUGCUCGAUGAAGUCUGUUCUUCGUUAUGGACGUCGUAUAAUUCUUCAUAAAAUCAUUUUCACGCGCGGAAUCGAUAAGCUGCUGUGCUCCGCUCUUGGCUACAUCAAAGUUUAAAAUUUUAACGGACAGCUAGAAAGAGUAUACCGACGAUACCGGCGUGUAUUAAUCGUCAAUCCGCGAUUAAUAAGCCCUAAAUAUUAAUGUAUCGUUACGGAUCGCGUUACGGAUACAUUUGAAAGUAUUUGAAAUCAUUUUGAACAAAGAUGAUAAAAUAUUCGAAAGCUUAUUUAUUGAGUUACAUAACGUCGUACCUUCUGUGAUAGCUCUUGCAAUUCAACCUAACACUUUUCUCUUAUUAUUAACGCGGUACACACAGCACUGUGUGUCACAUGUGAUACGAUUCGAAAAUCACGGAGAUUGUUGAAUUAUUUGCUUCAGAUGUAUAUGUUUCUGGCGGAUCAAAUGCCGUGAUAUUGUGUUCAAUAAACUCAAGAUAAAUAUAUUAUUCCUUUCCGUCUCAAGGAUCGUUGUUCCGUAAUAUAAAAAUAAUGUGAAAAAGAGAAUAAAGUUUAAUCCAACAAAAUUGUGUUUUCUCAACGUGUAUAGAUUUACGUAUAAAUCGACGCACCUCGAGACCAGCACGUUAUAUGCAAUAAGGAGGCGUCCAAAAGGUCUCUCCAGAGAACUAGGGGGAAAAUUUGAUUAAUGCCUCGGCACGUAAAAAAUGGCGCGGUCGCGAACUCCUCGAAAUAGCAAGGGCGACAAGAUGAACGUAAGAGUCAUCGAGAAUUUUUCGUGGACCGAAAAAGAACUACGUAAUAUAAUCUCGCAUGCCUUCGACAAAAAUUCACUAAAAACUCUAAUAAAAUUGUAGCGGAAUUACGAGGUGAAAUGCGCCCCUCGUCAGGACUGAAAAAUAUCUCAAUCGUCCUACGUUAUGCGCGAAUAAAUAUGUAGGUGUCACGCAUUACAAUGCAUCCCU
This is a messenger RNA of Monomorium pharaonis (pharaoh ant), 5904 nucleotides long. Its product is annotated as lachesin. Bases 3175 to 4467 code for a protein of 430 amino acids. The transcript is spliced from 10 exons. The record is from RefSeq and is a predicted model, not a curated record. Lineage: Eukaryota; Metazoa; Arthropoda; Insecta; Hymenoptera; Formicidae. Gene Ontology annotation, cellular component: neuron projection.